AGCUCAGAGAAAGAGCAACAUAAUUUUCUCUCUCUCCAUCUUUUGUCUUAAUUUUUUUCCUUCUGUUUUUACGGUGCAUAAUAAACGUUACAGCUUAUUCAAACAGAAGACGCGGGAAGCGUUCUGGGACGGUUAAAGACGGUUAGUGACGGUUAGGCGCUCCCCUCGCGCGCGGAUCUGAAUCAUGUGAAGUGCGGCUGACUGAGCCGAACCUACAGGAAGCGGAAACCCUGUCUCCCGCCGGACUGAUCGCGCGCUUAUCGGAUGGAUUGAUCAGGAGCGCGCAGGUGCGACAGGAUGAGCAUGAGGGAUCUUCAGAAGGUUCUCACUCAGGUCCUCCUCCUGGCUCUCCUGGGAUCUGCAGCUCAAUCCAAGGAACAUCACGUGGUGCGGAUGGGAACGUGUGAGGUGGUGGCCUUACACCGAUGCUGCAAUAAGAACAAGAUCGAGGAGCGUUCGCAGACCGUCAAGUGCUCGUGUUUCCCGGGACAAGUGGCAGGAACCACCCGAGCGAAUCCGUCCUGCGUAGACGCCUCUAUCGUCCAGCAGAAGUGGUGGUGUCAGAUGCAUCCGUGUCUGGAUGGAGAGGAAUGUAAAGUGCUGCCGGAUCUCAAAGGAUGGAGCUGUGCUACGGGGAAUAAGAUCAAGACCACAAAGAUCUCCUCAGACCGGGAUCAGCUCUGGUGACCGCUGGGAACCUGAUACAGAGACGCUGAUCUGGUGUGUCCUGGAGUCGUUCAGAGCAGAGAUCUGAAGCCAGUCUCUCGUGGCUCAGUGACGGUCAUUCAUCAGCGGCUCAGACCUGCUCAUUAUUAACCCUCAUCAGGAUCCAGACCCACCAAGGUCACAUGAACUUCAUCAGUGUCCAGAUGAAUAAUGAGGGAGGGAAAAACAAACAGAUGAACAGUUUUUUCCAGCAUUUCUUGAAGUUCUAAUGUGAAUGUUCAUAUAUCCUCAUAGUGAAUGACAUCAUAUCACAGCACUGCGGAUGCUUUAUCUGUGUGUAAAUGAUGCAUAGGCUCAUAAUAAACCAUGAUUGUCUUAA
Molecule: messenger RNA, 1045 nt
Organism: Carassius gibelio (silver crucian carp)
Lineage: Eukaryota; Metazoa; Chordata; Actinopteri; Cypriniformes; Cyprinidae
Product: chemokine-like protein TAFA-2
Exons: 6
Coding region: 298-687 (129 amino acids)
Molecular function (GO): receptor ligand activity
Source: RefSeq, a predicted model, not a curated record